Molecule: messenger RNA, 2238 nt
Organism: Thlaspi arvense
Lineage: Eukaryota; Viridiplantae; Streptophyta; Magnoliopsida; Brassicales; Brassicaceae
Source: the annotation of a GenBank genome assembly
CUACAUAUUGAUAUGCUUGCAGCUUGAGAAAAAAAGGGCAAAACAAAACACUUGAAGCUCCUUAAUCUUAACACACAACCCACUUUAAACCAAACGUGUUCUACACUUAAUGUUAUGCCAACGAAAAGAAAUUAAACAGAGAGAUUGAAACCACAACGGUAGCCUAAACCAAACGGCAUUCAAACAUUGUUGCAAGUAACAAUAUUUGGAACCUAACACAGACCGGAGAAGAGAAAUCGUUCAAAUAUCGAAUUAUUCAUAUAACAUCAAUGUCAAUGAGAUGAUAAGAAAAAGGUAGAAGCCAUAAGCAUCAUCAACACAGAGUAGCAAAUCAUAAUCUUCAAAUUAAAAUAUAAAGAUCUCAAAUUUUGAGGAAACUGAUAGAUAGAGUUACUUCUUCAAGCUUCCCCUGAUUCCAGGUUUGGGUUUCGACUCAACAACUGGAGCUAAAACCGCAUGGAGAUUCACGAGCUUGGAUUCCUCAUAAGGGAUCUUCGGAUGCUUGGAUUCGUGAUGGAUCUGCAUCGUCUUCAGAUCCGGAGCUGUAAUUUUGCAGUGAGGACACUCGUACUUAGCGUGACCUCCCUUCUCUUUUCCGGUCCUAUCAGCGAUUCCGGCCUUUCCUCCGCCUCUAUUGGUCAACGCAGCAUCGAUCUUAGCUUGAAUCUCCUUCGCCGUAUGCUUCUUCGGCUUCGCCUUACCAGUCAUCCUCUAUGGCGGCUACUCAGGGACGAUUCUCGCAGGAAGGGCGAACCCCUAACCCUAACCCUAGUUGUGCUCUUCCUCUGAUCAAGACGACAACAACUUGGCUUUCAGAGAGCCGAUAUAAAUCUACACUUUUAUUGAAAAAUUACAAAAAUGACCCUCACAAUAAUCAUUUUUGUAAUAAUUCAUAGUUAUAAGAUCGGCUUGCAAAACACGGUUACUUUAAGGGUUUUGUUUGCAAAUUAUAUUUUUUGUUGAAAAGGGAAAUAUUCUUAUCCACUUUUGGCAGGAGGGUUUAUAAUACUAUGCGGAGGGGUACAUGGUAAGAGUUGGUGGACAUAAAUAAAAUAAAACGCAGAAAGCAGGGGAGCGGCAGCAGUCAUCACCACAUGCAUACCAAUGUCUGCUUCUUCUUUAUUUAAUCUCCCAUCGAUUCAUCUCAGAUCUCUCGCUCUUCUCUCUUCUUCUUCUUCCCGAUUUGCCCAUCUUUCUCUGUCGUCGUUUCGAUCCGUUUCCGUUCCCAUUUCACCGAGAAAGUUGCCGACUUUCCGUGCUUUCUCCGCUACCGCCAUGACAGAUUCUAUAGAUGCUGGAAUGGAUGCCGUUCAGAGACGCCUCAUGUUCGAGGACGAAUGCAUUCUUGUUGAUGAAACUGAUCGGGUCGUUGGGCAUGACAGCAAAUACAAUUGUCAUCUGAUGGAAAACAUUGAAGCUAAGAAUUUGCUUCACAGGGCUUUUAGUGUAUUUUUAUUCAACUCGAACUAUGAGUUACUUCUCCAGCAAAGGUCGAAAGCAAAGGUGACCUUCCCUCUCGUGUGGACAAACACUUGUUGCAGCCACCCUCUUUACCGUGAAUCAGAGCUUAUCGAGGAAAAUGCACUUGGUGUGAGGAAUGCCGCACAAAGAAAGCUUCUGGACGAGCUUGGUAUUGUAGCUGAAGAUGUACCAGUCGAUGAAUUCACUGCCUUGGGACGUAUGCUCUACAAGGCUCCUUCCGAUGGGAAAUGGGGAGAGCACGAACUUGACUAUUUACUGUUCAUCGUGCGGGACGCCAAGGUUCAACCAAACCCGGACGAAGUAGCUGAUAUCAAGUAUGUGAGCCGGGAAGAGCUGAAGGAGCUGGUGAAGAAAGCAGAUGCAGGCGAGGAAGGUCUGAAGCUGUCUCCAUGGUUCAGAUUAGUGGUGGACAAUUUCUUGAUGAAGUGGUGGGAUCAUGUCGAGAAGGGAACUUUGGGUGAAGCUAUAGACAUGAAAACCAUCCAUAAACUCUGAAAUCUUCCUUUUGAGUUUUUGUUUCAUCUUUGGCUUUCUCUUAUGGAUAUUUGUGAUGAUAAAUAAUAAUUGGGAGAUGAGAGACUAUACUAGAGAUUCCAAGCAAAACAAGCACACGAAGUUUUCGUUUUUUAUAACUUGAACUCAUGAAUGCUCUCCCGUUGUUUAAGCUUGAAUUUUAAAUCGUUUUUGAAAAAAAAAAAUAUUUUAGUUAUAAAGUUAACAAUCAAUAUUCAAUAUAUUUAUUACCAUGAAAUGAAC